UCUUUCUUUCUUUCUUUGUUACUCUUUCGACGAUAAUGUGCGUAUGAUAUCGAGCGUCGAGCUUACAUCUGGAAAUUAUUAUUUGUUGGAAAGACGUGAACGUCGUCGUCGCCAAUAAAAAGACCCUAUUGGAUACCAUCGAAGAUGCCGUGCGUCGGGACGACGACGCCGUUCCUCAUCCUCACGAUAUUCGCUCUAACAGCGAAAGGGCAACUACGAUCGCCACGGAUAACGGAACAUCCAUCGGACAUAAUCGUGGCAAAGCACGAGCCGGUGACGUUGAACUGCAAGGCCGAGGGUAAACCGGAUCCCGUGAUAGAAUGGUAUAAGGAUGGCGAGCUCGUGCAGACGUCACCAGGGGACGCCAAGUCCCACCGGGUGAUUCUUCCCACGGGAUCCCUCUUCUUUCUUCGAGUUAUGAACGGGAAGAAGGAACAGGACGGUGGUGUUUAUUGGUGCGUCGCGAGGAAUCAGGCUGGCUCGGUACCUAGCAGAAAUGCCACCCUCACUGUUGCUGUACUACGAGACGAGUUUCGGACAGAACCACAGAACACAAGGGUGGCUGCUGGAGAAACCGCCAUGCUAGAAUGCGGACCACCCAGAGGUCAUCCGGAACCAACCCUCCAUUGGAAGCGGAACGGUCACGUUAUAGACUUGGAAAGCAACAAACGAAUUACUCUUGUCGACGGUGGAAACUUGUUGAUCUCUGACGUAAGGCAGACGGAUCAAGGAAAGUAUCAAUGCAUUGCCGAAAACAUGGUCGGAGUUAAGGAAUCAGCGAUUGCGUCGCUCACUGUAUAUGUGAAACCAUACUUCAGCGCCAUACCAAGCAACCAAACUAUUCUGACGGAUCAAACCGCAGAAUUUGCUUGUCGAGUGGGUGGCGAUCCACAACCAGAUAUCUUAUGGCGUCGUAACGAUGGAAAGAUGCCGAUUGGCCGAGCUCACAUUUUGGAUGACAAAAGUUUGCGCAUCGAGAGGGUAAUACCCGAGGAUCAAGGAACGUAUAUAUGCGACGCGGAGAACGAAGUCGGCGCUAUUUCGGCGAGUGCGGUACUCACCGUUCAUUCGAAGCCGGUGUUCGUGAACUUUCCGAAAGACGAAACGGUUAGUACCGGAUCGGAUGUAUCUUUUUCGUGUUCCGCUCGUGGUUCUCCGAAGCCAUCGAUAUUUUGGACCCGUGAGGGCUCUCAGGAGCUGAUGUUUCCGGGAAACACUUAUCAGAGUAGAUACACGGUCACUCAGGACGAAAGUUUGCGCAUAAAAGGUGUGAUAAGGAAAGACGAGGGCCAUUACGUGUGCAGUGCCAUAAGCCAAGCUGGUGCAAGUACGGCGACUGUCUUCCUUCAGGUGAUGUCUGCCGAAGACAUACCACCUCCGAUAAUCGAGUUGGGCCCAGCAAAUCAGACGCUUCCUGUCAAAAGCGUUGCUACGUUACCUUGUCGUGCUGUUGGUACUCCAACCCCAAAGGUACACUGGCACAAGGACGGUGUUCUCAUCCAACUAGGAAAUCGUAUCACAAUGGCUAACAAUGGAACUUUAUUCAUCGAUGACCUUCAAAUGAGUGACUCCGGAUUAUAUACGUGUAUUGCGAGCUCAGAAUCCGGCAACACAUCUUGGUCUGCCACAUUGACGGUCAGCACGACGACGACCUUUCACAGAACUCCGGAAAUAUCGGCAUUGCCCCAGAGCCCGAGCAAACCUAGAAUCAUAAACGCUACUAGUAACUCGGUUACUCUGACGUGGAGUCCUGGCAACGAGGGCCAAAGCAAAAUCAUUGGUUAUAACAUCGAGUAUUUCAGUAGCAAUCUGAAUACUGGUUGGGUUGUUGCAGCUACCGGUGUCAUCGACGAUACCUACACCGUAACGGAUUUAAAGCCCGACACCAACUAUGUGUUCCUCGUGCGUGCCGAGAAUAGUCACGGCUUGUCGCUUCCUGGACCGUUGUCCGAUGUCGCUCACACGAGCAGCCUUGAUCAACGGACGGUACCACAGAUAGAAUUGAUUCGCGCGAGGGAUCGGCUUAACAGCGAAAUACUGCACUUGAAGGAAGUCCAACCGUUGAGCAGUACCAGCGUUAAAAUUAUGUGGGACAUACUUGGUGCAGCUGAUUUAGUCGAGGGUCUUUAUAUACGAUAUCGUGAGCUCACCGAGAAGCCAGAAUAUCGUAUGGUAACUGUAUUCAACGCCGGUGCAACUAGUUACGUUCUAACCAAUUUGGAGAAGUACACGAGGUACGAGUUCUUCCUCGUGCCAUUCUACAAAACUAUAGAAGGGAGACCUAGCAAUGUAAAAUUGACUACAACUUUGGAGGAUAUACCGUCUAGUGCGCCGGAAAACGUUCACGUCGGUAUGAUCAAUAUGACUUCUGCGUUUGUACGAUGGUCACCGCCACCGAAAAAUGCACAGAAUGGACAAUUGAUAGGAUACAAAAUUCAAAUAAAGAGCAACAGCAGCAAUAAGAUCUUGGGUCAAAUGUCACUAAACGCUUCUACCACAUCAGUCGUGAUCAACAGUCUCUCGAUGGGUGGACUUUACACAGCACGCGUAGCUGGCUUAACGCGUAUUGGAUUAGGUCCUUUCUCCAAUCCGACUCUCCUGAACAUGGAUCCAGGUCAAUUGACGCAACUUCCACCUCGAACAGAUCCGAGUCACGGCAGCGUCUCCAUCGUACGAGAAACUUGGUUCCUGAUACUCGUAAUUACGAUGGUCUUCACAGUCGUGGCUGCUCUCUUGGGUGCUCUUUACGUGAGACGCAGACAGGCGAUGAGCAAACAAUUAGGUCAUUUAAACGUUCCGGUGAGUACGGCAAAUGACAUAUGUCAGCUGAAUAAGGACACUUUGUGGUUGGAACGUGGCUGGAGACCGUCGAACACUCUUCAGGGUCCCACCGAUAAGGAGUGCGAAACCAAGUUGUUAAAUAAUCAGCAGAUGCUUGCCCCGGGAAUUGUCAGCAUGUCUGGAUCGGAGUACGCCGAGGUCAACUUAACCACGUUUUACAAUUCGAGAAAACAAUUGCAAGCACCACCCGAACCGUACGCUACUACCACGUUGUGCGUUGGCAGUCGAAGUCCGGACUCGAUGGAAACCAGCGGACAGAAAUCAAAUUCUAGCGAUUCCUGCAUGAAACCUGACUACUCCAGUUUGGAUUCGAAUCAAGAACACAACAAAUCGACGAUGUCACCCAGCAGCGACAACACUAGCAGCGUGUAUACCGAUGAGAACGCGGAUAUACAAAGAAGACCACAGUAUAAAAUACCCAUAUCAAACAAUCCCCAAAGUGCUGUAAGCACAAGCGGCACGGCAAUGCCCAACUGGUGCGACAUGAUGCCACCUCCGCCGGAACACCCACCGCCUUCGGGAACGUUAUUGUCCGGAAGAAUGCAGCAACAACAGCAACAACAACAACAACAACAACAACAACAACAGUCGCAACAACAACAGCAGCAACAUCAUCAACAGCAAGUUUCGUUCAGUCCUCACUUAGGCAAGAGGAACAUACAGAAUGACUUGGACGGUUCUGGAUCGUGCAAUUCGCAGAGUCCACCAACACCACCUAUCAGAGCAGGCAACAGUUUCAGUUCCUCACCGACACCUUGGACUGGGCAACCUCCGCACGACAUGGCUGCUUACGCGAACAUGCAACAAAGUGGAAGAUAUACCACGCUUCCACCGCAAACUAAUCCACCCCCCGUACCCUGUUUCCCUCAAGGCUUCAAUCACUACGAUUACAAAACUCAAGAGAACGAGUACGAAAGUGGCUCUGUGAUUUACGGCCAUCACAAUGGCCUCCCCGACAACUAUAGAAAUCACGACAACGCUUUCAGCCGUAUAAACCACGCGAAUCCUCAUAUAGAACAUUCGGUCGCCAUGAGCGACGAUAUUUACAGACGCAACGAUGCGAUAUUCCGUGGUGAAGAUCUCUAUCAGCAGGACAAUGACGAAUGGGAUAGAAAAUCCUGUGACUCCAACACCCACUCGGACAUGUGUUGCUCUUGCUCCGAGUCUAGCUGUCUUUAUGCAGAUACGAUCGAGUAUAACAAUCAAUUCGCGCAAUCCGGAUGUGUUCACAGUAGAAGCGACUCAAGAAGUAGGGACAACAAGAGCCCACGUAGGAGAAACAACAGAGCUUCAUCUCCUGCUUACAGCAGCGACAGUAAUUACUCUUGUAUUCCACAAAGGCAAUGUGGAAGCAUUGGUUCGCAGGAGAGAUCGAGGCAUAAUCGUUGCAAAGACAAAGUGCCUAGCUUCUCCAGGACAGGUAGUUAUCCCCAGCACAGUUCUUCAGCAUCCAAUACGAUGAGCAGCUCCGGAAGUCAGAGAUACAAUAAACUCAACAGUCUCCUCGCGAGUGCAAAUAAUCCAACGGGAGUCUCGGAAUCUAGUCGCCCUUGCGAUCAUCGCGACAGCUAAGUACGAAAGAGAGGAAGAAAGAAAAGCUAUAAAAGUUAGCCUUGACCAACGAGCGGUUGUGGUCGAAGGGACAUUUUGUCUGGCACGUAUCAAAAGUGUGAAGACUCGUGAACGAAAGAACGAACGAACGAACGAACGAACGAAUAAACGAGCGAACGAACAAACGAACGAACGAACGAACGAACGAAGGGACGUUUCGUUUAAAAGAGAAAAAAGAAAUGGAAAAAGUAAUAAUAAAUAAAAAGAUAUAGGAAACGAUCUUACCGACGGAGCGUUUCAAAAGGAAAGAACAAAAUGUGGAAGAAGGAAAAAAAAAUACAAAA
Vespula pensylvanica (western yellowjacket) is the source of this 4736-nucleotide messenger RNA. Its product is annotated as roundabout homolog 2-like. Gene Ontology annotation, molecular function: axon guidance receptor activity; protein binding. The transcript is spliced from 11 exons. The record is from RefSeq and is a predicted model, not a curated record. Gene Ontology annotation, cellular component: axon; plasma membrane. Gene Ontology annotation, biological process: Roundabout signaling pathway; axon guidance; axon midline choice point recognition. NCBI's taxonomy places the organism in Eukaryota, Metazoa, Arthropoda, Insecta, Hymenoptera, Vespidae. Bases 145 to 4413 code for a protein of 1422 amino acids.